Spodoptera litura is the source of this 2099-nucleotide messenger RNA. It is a transcript of the gene DnaJ-21, whose product is annotated as dnaJ homolog member 21. Gene Ontology annotation, cellular component: nucleus. The record is from RefSeq and is a predicted model, not a curated record. NCBI's taxonomy places the organism in Eukaryota, Metazoa, Arthropoda, Insecta, Lepidoptera, Noctuidae.
ACUAAUGUCAAUGCCCAAUACUCUACAAUUGUGUUAAGUGUAUUGUGAAAUGUUAAUCGUGAAAUUUAGUCGCAGUGGCGUUGUGUGUUUUUUACGAUAAUUGUUGUUGGUUUCGAAUAAUAUUUUACAUGUUAUAGAGAUAAACUUUAUGCAAAAAUGUCUGCAACAUCUGCCGCGAAGUCGGAUUCGUUCGAUGAAUUUUACACGGAGGUCAAAGAGAUUGAAAAACGUGACUCUGUGUUGACCCCUAAACAGCAACUUGAUAGAUUGUUACGACCAGGGUCCACGUAUUUUAAUCUUAAUCCGUUCGAGGUACUACAAGUAGAGCCCGAUGCCUCUCUUGAUGAAAUCAAGAAAAAAUACCGAAGGUUAUCCAUACUAGUUCAUCCAGACAAAAAUAUGGAUGAUUCUGAACGAGCUCAACAGGCUUUUGAGAUAGUAAACAGGGCUUGGAAGACACUCGAGAAUGAUGAUACUAGGAAAAAGUGCUUGGAUAUUUGUGAAGAGGCUAAAGAACGGACUGAUCACAUGAUUGAACAAAAACGGAAAAAGAUGAAAAAAGACAAUAAGUUAGCAGAAGGUAUCCCAGAAGAUGAUCCCGUAAAAUAUAAACAUGCAAUUUAUGUUAUGACCAUGAAGUUAUUUGCUGACAUGGAACGAAAGCGCCAACAUCUCGAAGUCCGUGACAUGGAAGAAAGGAAACGGAAACGAGAAGCUGAGAUUGAGCAAGAAGAACAGAAGUCAUUAGAAAAAGAAUGGGCGAAGAAUUUUGAGGAAUCUCGACAAAACCGAGUGGACAGCUGGAAGACAUUCCAAUCUGGCGGCGGUAAGGAGAAAAAGAAGAAAAAAAUCCAAGGGUUUAAACCUCCCAAACCUAAACCAGAGAGUAGAUAACUCUCAUUUAAUAUUAAACACUAAUAUAGUUCCAUUUAGCGCUUUAUUUCGAAUCUAUGACUAUGAUAGUUGACUAGAUUUUAAAGAACUAUUUACAAUAUCAAUAUUCUAAAGCAUUUCGAUGAUUACAAUGAUCAGUCAGCUAGAGUCUUGAGACUUGUCAGCACGUCAGUUUAGUUCAAAUUCGAAUAAUAUUGAGAACUCGGCUGUGACAAAAAUUAAGCAAUGAAAUAGCGUACCUACUAACUAGGAGUCUUAUAUAUAUUUGUCAAUAAAUAUAAUUGUUUCCAGUUUUGGUACUUUAACUCUUAGGAAACGUAGGUGGGCUAGCUAUUGAGAAAUAGAUGAUUAACUUACAAUGUUUGUAAAAAACGGUCUUAUAGAUUUCAAACAGUUCUUGACUAUUCUGAUGUAAAAAUAUAUUAUAUGUAUCUAAAUCAAUUUUGUGAUUAUUUUCGUGUGUAAAAUAGUUCUUACACAUGUUCAGUGUUUAAAACCUUUGAUAAAUCUUCCUCCUGGUAUACGUCCAUUAUGAUAACUAUCUUUUUUUAAUAAAAAAUGAAUAAAGUUAUAGAAAGGUAUUUAACUGAUGAUUUGUGCAAGAUCUGUUCACUUUCAGAGUUCAUUAUUGUUUUUGUAUAGUGUAAGAGAAUGUUGUGACAGUCACAAAUGCUCAAAAUAGAUGGCGUUGAUAAAGUUGGGGGUCAUAUGAAUGUUGAAUUACAGCCAUUUCUAAAUAAAUGCUGUAGACUGGUGUUUAUUUUGUGAAAAUUAAAUGCUAGUGGGUUAUGUUGUGCCUUCCAUCCAUAUUUAUCCAGUGUACAUAUUCUAUGGGUGUCCUCAAAUAACCUCCAAGUAAUCCAGCGUCAUUUAUUAGAGGUAGAAGCAGACAUGUCAUUGCGAAAUUGUUAACUUUGUGUCGCGCUACUAGUGUAGUGCAGCCUAGCCGUAGAUGCGUCGCAGGCAACUAGAUUAAUAAGCCUUUCAAUUAGGAGCCUAGCCUGUUUAAUAAAUUAAUGAUAUCGUAGUUAAAUAGUUGAUAGCUGGUUAUUUCUGAUAGAUUGCGCAGUUCUAACCUAACUUAAGCUACUGUUCUAGUAGCAACUCUGUUUUAAUCACAAUUUUUAAGAGAGUGAGCCAUGCUUCGGCACGAAUGGGCCGGCUCGACCGGAGUGAUACCACGGCCUCACAGAAAACCGACGUGA